AUGGACGCUUGCCUGGACCGUGCCUCUCCGGCUGGCACAGGCUCCUGCCUUCGGUGGCCGCCAGGGCACGAUGCUACCGGCAGAUCCCCUCACCUCCCCCUGGACUGUCCGUGCAGCCAGGGGCACUUCGCUGCCCCCAACCUCCGAAAAUACGGCGUCUGCAAAGUGACUCUGCCCUCGCCCAUGGCCACCCAGGAGAAGGAGGAGGACCCCUUUAACUAUGACUACCAGAGCCUGAGGAUCGGGGGACUGGUGUUUGCUGUGGUGCUGUUCACCGUCGGCAUUCUCCUUAUACUCAGCAGGAGGUGCAGGUGCAGUUUCAACCAGAAGCCCAGAGCUCCGGGGGACGAGGAGGCUCAGGCUGAGAACCUCAUCACCUCAAACGCGACGGGAGCACAGAAGGCGGAGAACUGA
This is a messenger RNA of Charadrius vociferus (killdeer), 414 nucleotides long. Its product is annotated as FXYD domain-containing ion transport regulator 6-like. Gene Ontology annotation, cellular component: membrane. NCBI's taxonomy places the organism in Eukaryota, Metazoa, Chordata, Aves, Charadriiformes, Charadriidae. Gene Ontology annotation, biological process: regulation of sodium ion transmembrane transporter activity. Gene Ontology annotation, molecular function: sodium channel regulator activity. The coding region runs from base 1 to 414 and encodes 137 amino acids. The record is from RefSeq and is a predicted model, not a curated record. The transcript has 6 exons.